UCCGUUAGGUUUUGAGCAGAGAGAGUAAAGCAAGUCAAGAGAGAUGAGGCUGAUAACGCACAACAUGCUCUCCUGCAACAUCAAAGGAGUCGCUAACGGAUUCCCUCUGAAGAUCGAAGCGGAGAGCGUGAUCGAGAAGGAAGUCGAUUUCAACCCCGACUUCCUCAGACACAUGUUCGCCAAGAUCGAGUGGAAGGCUCUCGUGGAAGCCGCUCGCUCCUUGGGAUACUCCGAGUUACCGGAGGACUCUCCCGCCGCCGCCGCCGAAGACGAGUCCUUGCUGAAGAAGCUACACCACGCGUUGCUCGAGCUGCACCUGGAGGAAGGCGCGCUCGUCUGCCCCGAGACCGGACGGAGGUUUCCGGUUACCAGAGGGAUCCCUAAUAUGCUUCUCCACGAAGACGAGGUUUAAUUUUGAUUUGUUGGAUCGAAAAAGAAAAAAAAGCUUAAUUUUAUUUAGGAUUUGGUGUUGUAAUGUGAGAGAUGGGAAUGUUGGUUACCGACAAUUGUGUGUUCGGACAGGAUUGAUAUACACUGGUUACUUGUGGGUUUAGAUUGUGUUUUGGAACAAAUUGAUGGAUCCAUUGACUGAUU
Raphanus sativus (radish) is the source of this 594-nucleotide messenger RNA. RefSeq names its product multifunctional methyltransferase subunit TRM112 homolog A. Lineage: Eukaryota; Viridiplantae; Streptophyta; Magnoliopsida; Brassicales; Brassicaceae. Gene Ontology annotation, biological process: tRNA methylation; peptidyl-glutamine methylation; rRNA (guanine-N7)-methylation. The record is from RefSeq and is a predicted model, not a curated record. The transcript has a single exon. Gene Ontology annotation, molecular function: protein heterodimerization activity. The coding region runs from base 44 to 412 and encodes 122 amino acids.